GCUCCCGCCGCAGCCGCACCGAGACACAAAAAGCGGCCGGGGCCGGGGCCGGGGCCGGGGCCGGGCGGCACCAUGACGGAGACCACCAAGACGCACGUUAUCCUGCUGGCCUGCGGCAGCUUCAACCCCAUCACCAAGGGCCACAUCCAGAUGUUCGAGCGAGCCCGGGACUACCUGCACAAGACCGGGCGGUUCAUCGUCAUCGGCGGGAUCGUCUCGCCCGUCCACGACUCCUACGGCAAGACGGGCCUCGUCUCGAGCCGCCACCGCCUGACCAUGUGCCAGCUGGCCGUGCAGGCCUCCGACUGGAUCAGGGUGGACCCCUGGGAGUGCUACCAGGACACCUGGCAGACCACCUGCAGCGUGCUGGAGCACCACCGCGACCUCAUGAAAAGAGUGACGGGCUGCAUCCUCUCCAACGUGAACACCCCUUCCCUGACGCCGGUGAUCGGACAGCCCCAGAACGAGUCUCCGCAGCCCAUCUACCAGAACAACAACAACGUUUCCAACAAGCCCACCGCAGCAAGGAUCUUAGGGAAGGUGGGAGAAAGCCUGAGUCGGAUUUGCUGCGUUCGCCCGCCAAUGGAGCGCUUCACCUUUGUGGAUGAGAAUGCGAACCUGGGGACGGUGAUGCGGUACGAGGAGAUCGAGCUUCGCAUCCUGCUGCUGUGCGGCAGCGACCUGCUGGAGUCCUUCUGCAUCCCCGGGCUCUGGAACGAGGCGGACAUGGAGGUGAUUGUCGGGGAGUUUGGGAUCGUGGUGGUGCCGCGGGACGGAGCAGACCCUGACCGGAUCAUGAACCAUUCCUCAAUACUCCGCAAGUACAAAAACAACAUCCUGGUGGUGAGAGACGACUCCAACCACCCCAUGUCGAUCGUCAGCUCGACCAAAAGCAGACUGGCCCUGCAGCACGGGGACGGACAUGUCGUGGAUUACCUAUGUCAGCCCGUCAUCGACUACAUCCUCAAGAGCCAGCUCUACAUCAACGCCUCCGGCUAAGAGCCGGGGCCUCGCAGCAAGACGGCCCUGUUGUCCCACUUCCCUACAGCUCUCCAUCACAUUUCUCCCUCUUUCUCUGUGUGUCUCUCUCUCUCACGGCCUCCUGCCUGUGUCUGCCUCUCACUCCCGGCGCCAACGCUCCAUAGUGCAGGAAUGUCCAGGGAACCGCAGCACAGCCCGAACGGGAACGGUUUGGUCUCUUCUUUGGGGUACUGCCCUCCCCCUCGUACCCUGGGGGGGGGAAGGGGUCCGGUAGGAUAGAGAUGUACUCAGCAUGCUUCAGGGGAGGCAGCUCCACCACCCACCCUCCCAGCAUGCCACUGGGAAAUGGUCCCCCAGUCCAUCCUCCCAGCAUGCCACUGGGAAAUGGUCCCGCGGUCCAUCCUCCCAGCAUGCCACUGGGAAAUGGUCCCGCGGUCCAUCCUCCCAGCAUGCCACUGGGAAAUGGUCCCCUGGUCCAUCCUCCCAGCAUGCCGCUGGGAAAUGGUCCCGCGGUCCAUCCUCCCAGCAUGCCACUGGGAAAUGGUCCCGCGGUCCAUCCUCCCAGCAUGCCACUGGGAAAUGGUCCCCCAGUCCAUCCUCCCAGCAUGCCACUGGGAAAUGGUCCCGCGGUCCAUCCUCCCAGCAUGCCACUGGGAAAUGGUCCCCCAGUCCAUCCUCCCAGCAUGCCACUGGGAAAUGGUCCCCCAGUCCAUCCUCCCAGCAUGCCACUGGGAAAUAGUCCCCUGGUCCAUCCUCCCAGCAUGCCACUGGGAAAUGGUCUCACGGUCCAUCCUCCCAGCAUGCCACUGGGAAAUGGUCCCCCAGUCCAUCCUCCCAGCAUGCCACUGGGAAAUGGUCCCCUGGUCCAUCCUCCCAGCAUGCUUGAGAGCAGAGGCUUCUUCCUUUGCAUCGUCUUAUGGCACAUCAGCUCAAUAAAUCUAGUGGACCUUUUUACUAAUAGUUUUAGUGUGAGCCCCUUUGGCCUCUCCGGAUGUGAUGACCCACCUCUAAAUGAAUCGCGUUGGGUAGUGGGCAGGUCUAACGCGAUUCGCUCAGCACCCCCGUGGCAGGCAGACCUCAGGCUGGCAGCAGGACAACCUUGCUACUGAAAUCCUUCUCCUGGCCCCGAAAAAUCACUGAGAUUGUGUUUCUGGAGCGGAACAGAGACCUUAGCGAGCUUUUCUGCCGAAGAGAGGUAUUUAAUGGGGCAGGAAUGUCACGUCUCAUCUUUCCUUGGCUGCAAAUAAACCCACCUCACCCCAAGAUGUCCCCUAGGCAAGCAGAACUGGGGUGAUGCUCUAACUCCAGCCCCCCAUCAGAAGGGCAGCCCACAGCACCUAGAAAGGGACCUGCCAUUAACUAGGCCAAGAAGCAAGAGAGGAAGAAAAGGGAGUAAGCAACCGGUGACCCAAAGCCACUGCUCAGAACUGCCCCCAAGCCUGACCAGGAGUUUUGCAGGGGCUGGGUCCAUCCCGUAGCAUUGCCCCCUGGCAAGGGAUGCUGCGGGGGCAGGAGAUGCUGAUGGAUCUGGCACAUCUGUGCUGAACCCCAGGAAGUCAGUGCAUUUUGCUUCUGCACCGCAGGCUGUUCCAGGCUGGGAUGCAGCCAGCUAUCCCGAGGGUGUGACUAGGGGGAAAGAGAGGCAGAUUACACCGAUAGCUCAGCCGUGAUUGAAGAAAGUCACAGGGCUAUGGACACAGCUGGAGCUUACUGAACAUGCUGCCCUCUGGGCACUGUCCAGGCAGAGCACAGAGCUCAGGAGAAGACCAGGCAUUUCAGGGAUCUCAUCAGCUGCUCCAAAAGACACCAGAUGGUCCUCUCUCAUCCCAUCCCAGGAAAGAUCCCCCAGCACCUUCCUUCUUCUAGCCUCCAGCUCUUCAUUUUAUCUAUCUUCUCCCUUUUCCCUUCAUUCUUCCCAUCUUCCUGUCCUGGAAGAGUUUAUUAAAUGCAUGAUAUUUUCCUCCUCCCAAAUUGGCUUUGGAUACUUCAGACCUCCCUCAGGACAAACCAGUCUCCUGCUUUCCUGUCUAUAACCCACGGGGCCAAAUGCCAGGAAAGGAGCCUAGCGGAGAAGUUUGCAUGAAAACCAGGGCAGGUAACAUGGAGCAGUAGAAAAUUGUUCAAGUUCUGCGCAGACAAGGGUUACUGAAGUGGGCUGUUGUCCUUGCUGCGUAUCUCCAGAGCGCAAGGACCUACAGUCCCUGCCUAUCAUGACAACACAGCCUCUUGGAAAGACCACAGCUGAAAGGAGGAAGGUACAGUCCUGAUUCACUCUUCACCUUUUCCUAUCCCUUUGCUCCUUCUAACCUUUUAUCACUUGGGGAUUAGCCCUGGUGUCUAUAGCUCCUUGACAUCUGCCCAUUCCCCAUAAACUAGAGCUAACUAGGCUUAGGGUAGCCCCGUCGCAGCCCUGCCCCAAAGCGCGAUUGCUGUCUGCGUUGCCUUUGCGGCUUUCCCAGUGAGGCGCUGCGACCGGCGGCGGACCCCAGCCAACGACAGUGCUGCCCUUGCACACCCGCGUGUCCUCCAAGGUGUUUCAGGAGAAGACCUGAAAUUACGUCAGAUUUUUUCUUCUCCCCUGAAGUCUAGAAAGGGUCACGAACUGCUCUAACGGAAGCUUCAAGACAAGCCAUUGCACUAAACGUGAUGCCCUGCUGAGCGCAGCUGCCCUGCAUGCUGCGAGCUUGUUACAGCCCACUCCGGUGAAGGCAGCUGGCAUCUCCAGCAGCAAGCACAGCUUCAGGCAAGGCAACCCUGCCUGCACGCAUAAACUCCUCGCAGUGCACGGGGCUGUAUAAGCAGUAGCUAGCGGCUCCUCAGAGGAGGGUACUGCCGCUUCCCAGAAGGGAGAGUGCGAGACACGGCACCGAGGGGACUUGCCCAAAGCAAAGCAUUUGACUUGCUGCGAAGCAGAGCGUUCACCCGUUGCUGCCCGACAGGGAAAGGCCAGGGCUUUUCCCAGCUGCUGCCCACAGCCUUUCCUUGCCAGGGAUUUCCCUCCACACGGAGAGGCUAGUUCAGAAACGGCUGUGGUCACUUCAUGAACGGCAAGUUUGGCAGCUUGCCCACGCCAAGCCGAAUCCCCCAGCCACAGCUCUGGUGUCUCCCGGCAGUUGUACAUAUAUCCGAGGGGGCGAGGAAAUAGAGGCACCAAACCAAACAGGGUGGGGAGAGUGUGCAGGAAUCAGUGUGCGAGGACACCUCUUCUCCAGGGAUGUCUUCAGCGAGUCCAAGCUGCUAACUAACAUCCCACCGAGCCCCCUCAGCUAACACAGCGGGCAGGUGCCCACAGCGGAACAACAUCUCUCGUCUGUACAACUCUCAACAUAUAUAAGCCAGUAGCUAGACUCCUCUAAAUCAGUUGUUCUUACUGUCCUGUGUGCUCAGUCUUUCAGUCUUUCCUCUCCAUCUCAACACAGAAGCUAUCGCAGACAACAGCCUCAUCUCCUUGCCAGAAGUCACCCAUGUUUCUUAGCUCCAAGCUGGAGGAGAGAAAGCAAUGUUAGAAACCAACUCCAACACACACAAAGGGAUUUUAACCUCACGGAGGAGUGAAUCGUCUUUCAAGAGGGAGGAAGGAGAGUGGAUUUUAACUGAGGAAAAGACAAAAAAGAUACUAAAGAGGAAUGAAGGCAGCAUGUCUAAGAAUUUGAAAGAGCUCAGACCCCCCCCUCCCUCCCUCAGGUAAAUGAGAUGGGACAUACGGGAAGCCAGCUGGCUUUCAAUCUCAUCAUGUUUAGGACGGCAUGCCUUAGAGAAAUAGCGUUGUGAUAUGGAUGAUGAAUAUAUUCUGUCUUACUAGUCUUACCUACACCUUCAUGUAUCUGCUCAGUAAAACUCACCGUACAGGGCGAGGAUGGGGAGGGA
Molecule: messenger RNA, 4848 nt
Organism: Dromaius novaehollandiae (emu)
Lineage: Eukaryota; Metazoa; Chordata; Aves; Casuariiformes; Dromaiidae
Gene: NMNAT2
Product: nicotinamide nucleotide adenylyltransferase 2
Exons: 11
Coding region: 73-999 (308 amino acids)
Biological process (GO): NAD+ biosynthetic process
Cellular component (GO): Golgi apparatus
Molecular function (GO): nicotinamide-nucleotide adenylyltransferase activity; nicotinate-nucleotide adenylyltransferase activity
Source: RefSeq, a predicted model, not a curated record